This is a messenger RNA of Spirometra erinaceieuropaei, 252 nucleotides long. Lineage: Eukaryota; Metazoa; Platyhelminthes; Cestoda; Diphyllobothriidea; Diphyllobothriidae. The record is from the annotation of a GenBank genome assembly.
AUGACGAGCGGCUUUCCAAACGGCUCUUUUGUGCAGUUGUCACCACGGUUUCUCACCGACAAUGAGGUCAAGUCCAAAGCUGCCCUGAAGCGCCUGCGAAUUAACCCCGCCAACUGGGGAGACCUCAUCCGGAGCCGAGCGAAGAGAGCCGCAGUAAACUUCGAAGCCCACCGCAUCGCCGCCGCCAAAGCCAAAUGCGAGGCUCAACUGUCCCCCCCCCUCCCACCCCCAACUCGCAACGCCAACGCUUAA